Fusarium pseudograminearum CS3096 is the source of this 1761-nucleotide messenger RNA. RefSeq lists its product as uncharacterized. The transcript has a single exon. Gene Ontology annotation, molecular function: transmembrane transporter activity. The record is from RefSeq and is a predicted model, not a curated record. NCBI's taxonomy places the organism in Eukaryota, Fungi, Ascomycota, Sordariomycetes, Hypocreales, Nectriaceae. Bases 1 to 1761 code for a protein of 586 amino acids. Gene Ontology annotation, biological process: transmembrane transport.
AUGGCGUCAGCAGAAACAGCGCCUCUUUUAGGGGCACCUGGCCCAAGUACACUUCCAGAUAUAGACUCGGAUACGACUCCAUCUCGACCAGCAAACCCAAAACGUCUAUCGGCUGGCGUGGCGCGUAUGGAAAUCGUGUCUCGCAACAUUACAACGACACACCGCGUCUGGUUAUUCAUCAGCAUCUUUCUCGUCGGAUAUGCAUACGGUCUCGAGAGUCAAACACGACUCGCUUAUCAAUCUUACGCAACAUCCAGUUUCGAUUUGCAUUCUUACUUAUCAACGAUCAAUGUCUUGCGCAAUGUUAUCGCAGUCGCAGUGCAACCGAGCGCCGCUAAAAUAGCAGAUGUCUUUGGACGGUUUGAAGUCAUCGCUAUUUCUACCGUGCUGUACACUAUCGGUAUCGCGAUCGAGUCAACUGCACAGAGCGUCGAGGUGUUUUGCACCGGAAGUAUUAUUUACCAGACGGGAUACACUUGCAUCGUUUUGCUAUUAGAAGUCCUCAUCGCCGAUUUCUCGUCCAUGCGCGCAAGAGUCUUCUUCAGUUAUCUGCCCGCAAUCCCAUUCUUGAUCAAUACAUGGAUCAGCGGAAACAUCACCUCUGCUGUCUUAGGAUCGACCAGCUGGAGAUGGGGACUCGGCAUGUGGGCCAUCAUUUAUCCCAUCGCUUCGCUUCCCCUACUCUCAUGCCUUUACUUUCUUGAACGACGUACGUGGGAGUCCGAGGGCAAGGAGAGCGAGGCAGUUGCACUUCUCUCUCUCAAGACCAAGAAAGGAAGAGCAGACCUUUUUCAUCAACUCGAUGUCAUCGGUCUCGUUCUUCUCGUCACUGCCUUCUCACUCAUCCUAGCACCUUUGACCGUUGCAGGAGGAACAGCCAGUCACUGGCGUAGCUGGUACAUAAUUCUCCCUCUGGUUGUAGGAUUCUGCCUAAUGGUCUGUUUCAUCGCCUGGGAACAGCGAGGCGCUAAACAUCCUCUGAUCCCAUUCCAUCUCCUCCGCGACCGAGGCGUCUGGUCUGCCCUGGCUGUACGAAGUUUGCUCAACCUUGCUUGGUGCACACAAGGAAACUAUCUAUAUACGAUCCUUAUCGUGGCUUUUGACUUUUCCAUUGAGAACGCGACCCGCAUUUUAUCCUUCUUCUCAUUCUUCGGCGUCAUCACCGGAGUAUUGGCUGGUCUUGUCAUCUUCAAGAUCCGACGACUUAAGUUUAUCAUUGUUGGCGGAACCCUGCUUUUUAUGGCCGCUUUUGGAGUUUUGAUCAUGUACCCUGGCGGUGCAUCUAUCUCAUCAAAGGACGGAAUUAUCGCAGCGCAGAUCCUUCUUGGUGUUGCUGGUGGAUUCUUCGCUUAUCCCACCCAGGCAUCCAUCCAGGCUUCUGCAUCACGAGAACACGUUGCUAUUCUCACAGGCCUUUACCUGUCAUUCUACAACAUCGGGAGUGCAUUUGGUACAUGUCUUUCCGGAGCCAUAUGGACACAAACUCUCUACAAGUCUCUGAAGCACAACCUUGCUUUUCAGCCUGACGAGGGACUUGCAAAGGCCAUUUACAACAACCCCUUCUCCAUCAUUCCAGAUUACCCAGUGGGAACCGAGAUUCGAGACGCAAUUAUCAGCAGCUACAGUUCUGUUCAGCGAUUACUUUGCAUUGCAGGAAUUUGUGUUUGCAUUCCCAUGAUUAUUUUUGCUUUAGCGCUGAGGAAUCCGCGAUUGUCGGAGCAGCAAGUUCAGACGGAGGAUGAGAAUAACCAUGAGGCUUGA